AUGGCAGAGACGUUGAAGCAGUGGAAUGAGGACGCCUCAUUGUGCUGUCAGCUGGACAGCCUGAAAAGAUGUCCACAGUUUGAUAUCAAGCUUGAACGCCUGAACUUCAGCAGGUGUCACACUGUCCUCAUAGACGUGGAGGCUUUCAACUGUGGAGCAGGACUCAUUCCUCUGGACGGGCGAGACCUGUGGCACAGAAACUUUGUGAAGAUGCCCUGUUCACCGUCAUCAACACUGGAUUCAAGUGUAAAGACCAAAUUAAAAAGAAAUAUUUUGGGUUUCAAAUUACCCAGCCAGGUGCAAAGGUGGAACAUAAUCUCUGAGCAACUGAAUGCUCUCGCCAGUAAGAAAACAGCAAGUGCUGAAGAAGUGGUGAAAGCCAUCCUCAAAUACAAUCCCAAGUACAAAGGUCAGUGGUCGAUUGAUGGCCUAGUCAACUUUGUUAAGGUCAACAAUUACUUUGAGAAACUGUUUCCGAAGAUUGCUGCCUUGGCCUUGAAGCUGCCUGAGCAAGUGAAAAAGGCUGUCCCGUUGCUUCAGAAGGGACAGCCUGCAGCCAUCACUCUGUCACAGGUCCAGAUUUCCUGCCUGCUGGCAAAUGCCUUCUUCUGUACAUUCCCUCACCGCAACACCUCCAGACCCGACACAGAAUACCACAACUACCCAACCAUUAACUUCACCAGGUUGUUCACAGACCAGUCGAAGUGUAAAAUCGAGAAGCUGAGGGCCAUUAUGCAUUACUUCAACGUGGUGUUAGAUGAGAAAACUCAACCUAAAGGGCUGGUGACGUUCGAGAGGUGUUGCCUCAGAGACACAGACCUGCCCAACUGGAGAAAUUGUAAGGAGACGCUACAGAAACUGCACCUGACGUCCCAGGGCAGCAUCGAGGCUGAUGGUACGGGGAUGCUUCAGGUGGACUUUGCCUCCAGCUGGAUUGGUGGGGGUGUUCUUGACUCAGGUCUAGUCCAAGAAGAGAUCCUGUUCCUCAUGAAUCCAGAACUGAUUGUGUCUCGCCUUUUUACUGAGAAGCUUGCAGACAACGAAUGUCUCAUCAUAACAGGCUCAGAGAAGUUUAGCCAGUACUCGGGUUAUAGCAGCAAGUUUGAGUGGGCAGGACCUUAUGAGGACAACCUUCAAAGAGAUAAAUGGGCUCGACUGAACAGACAGAUCCUGGCGAUCGAUGCACUGCACUUCAAACACAGAAGAGAUCAGUACAACAUGAUGAGAGUCACUCGGGAGCUGAAUAAGGCAUACUGCGGGUUUAAAAACCACCAUGGGCUUAAAGGGCCAGACAUCGCCACAGGAAAAUGGGGUUGUGGAGCAUUCAAUGGAGACCCACAACUCAAAGCUGUGAUCCAGCUAAUGGCAGCAGCAAGGGCAAGGAGGGGUUUGGCAUUCUUCACAUUUGGAGAUGAAGAACUGAGGAGAGGACUGCAGCAGAUCUACGGGCUGCUAGUCACAGAGGAGACAACAAUUGAAUUAUGA
Molecule: messenger RNA, 1485 nt
Organism: Nematolebias whitei (Rio pearlfish)
Lineage: Eukaryota; Metazoa; Chordata; Actinopteri; Cyprinodontiformes; Rivulidae
Product: poly(ADP-ribose) glycohydrolase-like
Exons: 16
Coding region: 1-1485 (494 amino acids)
Biological process (GO): regulation of DNA repair; carbohydrate metabolic process; ATP generation from poly-ADP-D-ribose
Cellular component (GO): cytoplasm; nucleus
Molecular function (GO): poly(ADP-ribose) glycohydrolase activity
Source: RefSeq, a predicted model, not a curated record